AUGGACAUCGAACAGACACACGCGCCAGCGGUGCCCUCUCCCUUGAACCCAGCCACCAGCAUGUCGAAUUCGCGCGCUGCCUCGAGGACCCCUGCCCCGACGCCGGUUCAGAGAGAGCAACGAGAGCGCAAAGAGUCGCAAAAGAAGCGUGAGAGCAACUUGGGCACAGGAUCAACGAAAAGCGAGUCUUCAUUCUCAACGACACUGGGCAAACGCAAAGGCGGUGCCGUUCAAGCAUAUCCUUCGCCGCAGCGCUUCGCCGUUCCUCCGCCCAGAGCACAGGAUUUCGAAGAGCCCAAAGAGGAUGCCAUGAUAUCGCAUGAGCCCGCGCCUUUCACCAUGCCCAACAGCGAACGGCAAUUGUACAAGCCCAUUGACCUCGCCGAGAACAAGAGGGGCUAUCGGUACUCUCGGGCCAUUGCAGAUCCGCUCUUCCCGCACAAGCAGUUCUAUCGAUCUACCUCUCCUCCGCCCCAUUACUCGCGAUUGAGUUUCGAGGACGCGGACAAGUGGAUGCACUUCAGCACCAACGCUCUGAUCACGACGAACGAGAAAGGAUGGAGGAGUGUUCGAUCGAAUGUAUGCGCAAGAGAAGGAACGCUAUACUAUGAAGUCAAGGUGCACAGAGGCAUUCCAGCGGGAGGACUAGAUCCAGGAGCAGAUGGACCACAGCCGCAUGUUAGAUUCGGCUGGGCGAGAAGAGAGGCACCGUUGGACGGACCUGUAGGCUUCGACGGCUACAGCUACGGUAUUACAGACUCGCGAUUCGAGCCCAUGCAUCGAAGCCGGCCCGGCAAGCUCUUCACUCCAAAGAAAGCAAAGUCGAAGUCUGCCAAGGCUGCUCUUGCAGCUCCGACGCUGGUCAAUCUCGCGCCAGAAGACCAGCACGUCAAAGAGGGGGACGUCAUUGGCAUGGAAAUUCAACUUCCUUCGCUAUCUUUACAGCAGAAGGUCGUCAGCGGAGUGUACAACCCAGCUGCGGAUUUUGGUGAUGGAUUCGAAGGACCAGCCGCACAACGAGAGGAUGACGAGCCAAUGGAUGUCAUUCGAGAUCGCAUCCCGGUCCCAUACAAGGGCAACAGCUACUUCGAGAUCCUGGACCACGUCGCAUCAAAGCACAUGGAGAUCUACGCUGAUCGGACGACAAACAUGAACAACCUGCCAACGAAUCCGACUGGACCUGGUGCUAACAAGGAGAGUAUCAAAGCUCCACCGAACCCCAAUCACGAGCAGCCAUCUCUGCGGACACUCCCUCAGAGUGCAAUACGAGUCUACAAGAAUGGUAAAUCGAUAGGGACUGCAUUCGAGAAUCUGCUGGCUUUCCUGCCGCCCGCAAGCGCUCCGAGUAAGACCAUGGGUGCGAGGGAGGGCUUUGACGAUGGACUAGUCGGCUACUUCCCAGCCAUUUCUUGUUACUGGGGUGGAAUCGCCGAGAUCAAUUUUGGCGACGGCUCGCAUGGAUUUUGGUGUCCACCGCCUCAUCUCAAGCCGACAAAUCAGGACGCGAGCGCGGAUGGCCAGAGGAAAGGCUGGAAUCCAGGCAAGCAGCCAAGACCGAUAGGAGAGCGCUAUAAGGAGCAAGUCGCCGAGGAUGUAAGUCAAUUGCCGUAGUGAUGAGAGAGUUUUGCUAACCCGACUCUCCAGGUGGUAUGGGACAUCAUCGACGAGGUGGACUUUUUCAUGCAAGACGGAGGAUUUGACAGUACGGCCGGAGGUGCCAUGGAAGGCGUAGUUGCCACUGGGAAGACUAGUCGCCUAAGGGACGAGGAAUAG
Lecanosticta acicola is the source of this 1773-nucleotide messenger RNA. The record is from the annotation of a GenBank genome assembly. NCBI's taxonomy places the organism in Eukaryota, Fungi, Ascomycota, Dothideomycetes, Mycosphaerellales, Mycosphaerellaceae.